Molecule: messenger RNA, 1919 nt
Organism: Mangifera indica (mango)
Lineage: Eukaryota; Viridiplantae; Streptophyta; Magnoliopsida; Sapindales; Anacardiaceae
Exons: 9
Coding region: 136-1611 (491 amino acids)
Source: RefSeq, a predicted model, not a curated record
AACCCCUCUUUUUUUUUAUGUUAUGGUUGCUUCUUUCUCGUGUUUUACAGAGUCUGUUUAUUCGGUUUUUGCGUUGAGAAAUCAAUACUAUUUAUGACGGUGAUUGAUCUUUGUGCUUGUGCGUGUGCAUAAGAGAUGGGAAGUUGUGUGUCCAAGCCUGAGGGGUGUGUUGGUGGAAGAUUGAGGUCCUUCAGGAAGAAGAACCGUAAGACAAAGAAAAGAAUGUCGUCCUGCUUAUCUGAUGGCUCACUUCAACACCUUGCACCACUUGAUCAUCCUUCAUCUUUCUCUAACCCCGCUUUGCAAGCAAGAAGUCGUGAUGAAGCUUGGUUUGAUACAGUUGCAAAAUUUGAGUCUGACUGUGAUGAUGAUUUUCAGAGUGCUCAGGAUGGGGACUUAUCGGCUGGAAAUUCUGCUCGCAAUUCUGUCAGUGAGUUUGGCAAAAUUGAAAAUAUUCAGCUCUCAAGCUCCAGUAAUGUUGAUCCCCAAUCAAAAUCAGAUGGGCUUUCUAACGAAGAAAAGCAACCUGUGUUCCUUGAUGAGAUCUCAUCCUCUGUGGUUGAGGGUUCUGGCAAGGAUGCCAGAUUGUUGGAUAAUUGUGGGAUUCUUCCGGCCAACUGUUUGCCUUGUCUUGCUUCUACCGUCCCCUCAGUUGAUAAGAAAAAAUCACUUUGCUCUGGUCCACCAAUGCCAAUGAAAAAGGCUGUUUCAAAAAGUUCCUUUAAAUGGAAGGAUGCACAAGCUAAUUCUAUUCUAUUUUCUUCAAAGAGGCUUCUUUCUAGGCCAGUAGCAGGUUCUCAAGUACCUUUCUGCCCAAUAGAAAAGAAGAUGCUUGAUAGUUGGUCACAGAUCGAGCCAAAUUCUUUUAAAGUUCGAGCUGAGAAUUACUUUAGGGACAAGAAGAAGGUUUUUGCUCCUAACUAUGCCGCAUAUUAUCCGUUUGGUGUUGACGUAUUCUUAACUCAGCGGAAAAUAGAUCAUAUAUCUCGCUUUGUGGAACUUCCUGCCAUUAGUUCAAGUGGGAAGCUCCCACCAAUCCUUGUUGUAAAUGUCCAGAUUCCGUUAUACCCUGCUGCAAUUUUUCAAAAUGAAACUGAUGGUGAAGGAGUGAGUUUUGUUUUGUAUUUUAAGCUUUCUGAUAGUCACAACAAAAAACUUCCACCACAUUUCCAAGAAAACCUCAGAAGGUUAAUUGAUGAUGAGGUUGAAAGGGUCAAAGGCUUUCCUGCAGAUACAAUAGUACCUUUCCGCGAAAGGUUGAAAAUAUUGGGCCGUGUUGCGAAUGUGGAAGAUCUUCCCAUGAGUGCAGCUGAGAGAAAACUUAUGCUGGCUUACAAUGAAAAGCCUAUGCUUUCACGCCCACAACAUGAGUUUUUCUCCGGAGAAAAUUACUUCGAGAUUGAUAUAGAUAUGCACAGCUUUAGUUACAUUUCUAGGAAAGGUUUUGAAGCAUUUAUGGACAGACUGAAGCUGUGUGUCUUGGAUGUUGGCCUCACAGUUCAGGGGAACAAAGUCGAAGAGUUGCCAGAGCAGAUCUUGUGUUGUAUACGGUUAAAUGGUAUUGACUAUUUGAAUUAUCAACAACUGAGGCACGGCGAAGAGGCUCUCUGAUUAUAAAUUUGCAAAAACAAUGUAAGGCUGAAAUUAGUAUUCAAAGAAAAAUUAAUUUCUGGAGAAAUUUCUGUUGCAUUUUGUUUGGUACUGGAAUUUCUCCAAACCAAUAACCUGAGGGGCCUAGUAGGAACUGCACGCACACCGAAGUCAAGGGUUUUUGCCUAAUCAGUUUGUUACAUAAUCUUGAUUAGUAUAGGCUUAUAACCCAGAAACAGGCCCGUAAAAGAAAGGUCUUUACAGAAUUUAUUUGUUCUAAGAGGGAACUCAAUCAUAUUCAUUUUUGAAAUAGAAGGUCUUAAUCUGAA